AUGGCACCUCGCAAAGCUGCCGCGUCGUCGGGCGCAAACAAGGGCCCGGCCAAGCCUGCCGCCGCGAAUGGCACGGCCAAAGCGAAGCCUGCCCCGAAGAAAGCCGCACCCGCCCCUAGAGCCCCCCGUACACAAAAGCCUGCGCCCACUGUUGAAUCCGAGGAAGAGUCCGUAGACCACGUCAAUGGCGACGCCGGCAGCGCCGACGACUCCGAUGCCGAUCUCGAGCCCAAGAAGAAGGCGCCCGCGCCCAAGAAGGCCGCUCCGCCGAAGACUAUACCCGGCUUGAGGAAGGACCCUGCCCGCAAAGCUCCCACAAAGAAGGCUGCACCGGCCAAGGAGGCACCCGUCAAGAAAGCGCCCGUCAAGAGGAAGGCUGAGGUGAACGGCGACGAGCCCUCCGACGGCGAGCGGCCCGCCAAGAAGCGCAAGGAUCGCGAGGAGAAGCCUGUUGACAAGACCGUCAAGAAGCCCCGUGUCCGUCGCGUCGUUCCUCCUCCCGAGCCAGAGGCCGCCGGCGCGGCCAUCAACAUCGGUCCCUCCAACCCGCUCGACGUUUUCGUCUUCGGCGAGGGAACCUCCGGAGAGCUGGGACUUGGUAGCGUCAAGUACGACGGCAAGAAGCCUAUUGACGUGAAGCGGCCCCGUCUCAACCACAACCUGAACGCGUCCACCGUCGGCGCCGUGCACGUUGCCUGCGGUGGAAUGCACGUUGCUGCUUUGACUCGGGAUAACAGGGUCUUCACCUGGGGAGUCAAUGACGACGGCGCUCUCGGCCGUAGCACGGCCUGGGAUGGCGGUGUUCGCAACGUGGACGAUGAGGAUUCCGAUUCUGAUGAUGACGAUACCGGUAUGAACCCCAUGGAGAGCACUCCCGCUGAGGUGGAUCUGUCCAGCGCUCUUGUCGGCACCGUCUUCGUGCAGGUCGACGCCUGUGACUCGGCUACCUUUGUCCUCAGCGCAGACGGCAGGGUAUACGGCUGGGGUACCUUCCGCGGUUCGGACGGCAUCAUCGGCUUCUCUGAAGACGUCAGAAUUCAACGCACCCCUGCCUUGAUUCCCGGCCUGACGGAGAUCACCAAGAUCGCAGCUGGCGCCAACCACGUUCUCGCCCUCGACAGAUGGGGCAAGGUCUACACCUGGGGUAGCGGUGGGCAGUUCCAGCUGGGACGCAAGGCUAUUAGCCGUCAUGGCGGUCUCCAGGCUGGUUUGAAGCCCGAAGCCUGUGGCCGCUUCACCAAGAAGCACUAUGCCGUCGACAUCUCGGCCGGCUCCUACCACAGCUUCUACCGCGAUAACCACGGUGAGAUCUGGGCCUGGGGCUUGAACAACUAUUCUCAGACUGGCCACACCGACGACACUGGCAAGGAUGACGCCAUGGUUCUCGUCCCCAAGCCCGUCGAAGCUCUGGACGGCCGGAAAGUCAUUUCUAUUUCUGGCGGUAUGCAUCACUCGGUCGCAGCUACGGAGGACGGCCAACUUCUCAGCUGGGGUCGCAUCGACGGCAACCAGGUCGGCCACCCCUCAUCAGUCUACACUGAGGAUAACACCGUCUUCGAUGACCAUGGCAAGCCUCGUAUCCUCUCGGAACCAACCCAGCUCAAAGGUAAAUACUCUUCCGCCGGCUGCUCUUCGGCGCCCGUUCCUAACAUGCUUGCAGGUGUUCAUGCUACCUCUGUUGCUACCGGCACCGACACCAGCUUUGCGAUCGAUAAUGAGGGCAAGGUGUGGUCGUGGGGCUUCUCUGCCAACUACCAGACUGGCCAGGGCACAACAGAUGAUAUCGAGGCCCCUACCGUCAUUGACAACACUGCCAUCCGUGGCCGCAAGAUCAUCUGGGCCGGAGCUGGUGGCCAGUACUCCAUGAUCGCUGCCGAGGCGGACAUGGCGGCUGCUCAGCCCAAUGGUGCCUAA
Messenger RNA from Neoarthrinium moseri, 1914 nucleotides. RefSeq lists its product as uncharacterized. Gene Ontology annotation, molecular function: guanyl-nucleotide exchange factor activity. The transcript has a single exon. NCBI's taxonomy places the organism in Eukaryota, Fungi, Ascomycota, Sordariomycetes, Amphisphaeriales, Apiosporaceae. The record is from RefSeq and is a predicted model, not a curated record. Gene Ontology annotation, cellular component: cytoplasm. The coding region runs from base 1 to 1914 and encodes 637 amino acids.